Molecule: messenger RNA, 1161 nt
Organism: Miscanthus lutarioriparius
Lineage: Eukaryota; Viridiplantae; Streptophyta; Magnoliopsida; Poales; Poaceae
Source: the annotation of a GenBank genome assembly
AUGGCCGCCGCCGCCACCGACACCCCCACCCCAGCCGGCGGUGAUCCCCGCCCUGGACAUCUCUCCCGGUCGCAGGAAGAUCGGCGUAAGGAGGAGGAAGGAUCGGAUGAAUCGGAGGAAGAGGAGGUGGAGAGCGACGAUGGUGAGGAGUCGGAUGUCGACAGCCUCGCGGGCCUCUGCGACCUCGACGCGGGCUCCGACGAGGACCCCACCUUCGACCCGGGCGCCGACGGGGACCUGGAGGUGGAGGCUGUGCUGCGGGCCAGGAUGAGCAGGAUGUCCAUCUCGGCCUCGGCGCGCAAGGGCAGGAAAGGGUCAGCGGUGCCGAAGAUGGGAAAGGAGGAGACUGACCUUCUGGCCAUGGUGGACAAGCUCAUGCAGGAUGGUCAGCUGGAAAAAUUGAAGGUUUAUGAAUGUAAAGCAUAUUUGCGGAUGCACAAAUUAAGGUUGACAAGCAAGAAGGAAGUGCUCCUAAAUCGAAUAAGAGAGCAUAUAGAGGUGAAAAAUGAUGGAGAGGUGAAGUAUCCAGUGUCAAGCUUUGUUCUGAACUGUAAAGGUGAUGCAUGCAAAGGAGAUGUUGUGAUGUUUGAGCAGAACAUUUACAAAAGGAUGAAGGACAAUAAGAUAAAAAAACAGUGGAACGUGAACCAAAAACAGCCACAAGAGCCACAACAAAAGGUUGAGUCCACGAAUAAUGUUAAGCAAAGGGUUAAUGGGAGGAAAGGCCCUUCCUUCCAAAAUGGUGAACCUGGGAAUACAAGGCAGCAACAUGUAUCUUCAAAGGCUACUUCUACACAUCACAAUGAAUUGCUCCCACAGAAGGGUUCGGCAAGAACUUUCAAGCCAGAGCUCAUCGAUUAUCAGGUCUCUUCCAUUCAAUAUGGAGGAAUGCAGCAAAAACUACUUUCAAAUCCCACUCAUACUCAGCAAUUGUUCAAGAACUCAAGUCCUCACCAAAGUUUUCAACAAGAAGAUGAUGCCCUGACACAGGAGGGUGCAAUUAGAACUUCCAGGAAAGCAUUCAUAGAUCAUCAUGUCCUUCCCAACACAAUAAAGGAUCAGGGAACACAAGCCAUCACCAAAUAUCUUCAAAGCCCACUCCAAUUUUCAAGCCACGACAGGUCCCCAAACAUCAAGGCAAGAAUGAAGCGGAUGGUUUGA